Messenger RNA from Raphanus sativus (radish), 3896 nucleotides. RefSeq lists its product as uncharacterized. The transcript has 4 exons. The record is from RefSeq and is a predicted model, not a curated record. NCBI's taxonomy places the organism in Eukaryota, Viridiplantae, Streptophyta, Magnoliopsida, Brassicales, Brassicaceae. The coding region runs from base 370 to 3648 and encodes 1092 amino acids.
CCAUUAUUUUUUGCUUCGACGGCUUUCGAAAUUUUAGGGUUCUGAAUUUUAUCUCUUCCGUUGAACUGAAUUUCGUUUCGUCUCCUCGAGCACUUGGAGCCUCUCUGGGCUUAAAUCCUCUCACUCCAGCACUUUUAGGCCCUGUUUUUGAAAUCACAUAUGCGAUGAAGAAGGAUGUGUGCAUUGUUCACAAUUAUUGUCUCUGAAGUGGCUUAAAUCCCUCUCUCAGUCUGCACUUUCAAGCCCUAUUUGAAUCGUAUUUAUGAUGAAGGAUGUCUGCGUUGUUCACGAUUCUCGUCUCUGAAGUGUGAAACUGUAUGCAGGGAAUCUAGAAUUUUUCUUAGCUGAUUUGGGAGGUUUAUCGCUGCAAUGGAUUGCAACAAAGAAGAGGCUACAAGGGCGAAAAUUUUAGCAGAGGAAAAGAUGAGGGCUAGUGAUUUCGUUGGAGCUCAUAAACUGGUCAUGAAGGCUCAGAGGCUCUUCCCCGAAUUGGAAGACAUACAGAAGAUGAUAACCGUGUGUGAUGUGCAUUCCUCUGCUGAUAAGAAAAUCAAGGGGCUUGACGAUUGGUAUGGUAUCCUUCAGGUUCAGCCUUCUGCUGAUUUCGACAUAAUCAAGAAGCAAUAUAGAAAGCUUUGCCUGAUUCUCCAUCCGGAUAAGAACAAGUUUCCUGGUGCUGAAGCUGCUUUCAAGUUUGUUGCGGAAGCAAACAGAUGGCUCUCUGAUCAGAUCAAACGGUCUCAGUAUGAUAUCAGAUACAGAUCACAUUCACUCGUUGCCAGCAGGCAGUCGAAUGCUAGCUCUCGUUGCAACUCUUCAUCUGCAGAUGCUGCUGCAAUGAAUGUUGCUAGUGGAUUAACGUUUUGGACGUGUUGCAGAAACUGUGGCCACAGGUAUAAAUACUUGAAAGUUUAUAUCAACCAACUCAUGCACUGUUCCUCUUGUCAGAGAUCUUACACUGCCUGCAACAUCGGGUCUGAUGAGGUGCCAUUUAGUAGUUCAACAGCUGGUGCAAAUCAAGAGAUGAAUAAUACAUCUCGGCAGCAUCCUUCUACAGGAGCAGAAUCAGGAAGUUCAUCAGCUGGGAAGGCUAAGAAUGGGACAGUCGGAAAGAAACUCAACAAGAGGAGUCAGAAAAAACAGAAAAAACAGAAAAGAGAGGCUGGUGACAAGAAACCAAAGAAAGAUGAGGGUCGUACAGAGAAAGACCUUGAAGAAGCAGGAUGCCAGAAAGUUGCUGAAAUACCUAAACCUGAAGAAAAAGAACCGCAGACUAGUGCUGGAGAGUUAAAACCUGAUUUAUCAGCUCCAAAGAUGGAUCAGACAGCCAAAAAGAGGAGAAUAGCUGUUGAGGCUUCCUCUAUGAGUUUUGAAGCUGAUGGCUCUGAUGCUGCUGUGGAUAAAACAGAUUCGGAUGAAUGUAAUAAGAGGAAGUUCUCAAAGAGGAAGGCGCAGGUUUCUUAUGCAGAGACGAGAGGCAAUGGUGAUUCUGUCAUCCCUCCGACAAAAAAGACAAAAUCAGGUUGUGAAGUUGAGUCUGAUGUUAACACAAAGCAAACGGAUGAGAAUAAUACGUCACCGGAACUUGCUGAUAAAGGAAAGGCCAAGGAAAGUGAAAAUUCUGGAAAGAAAGAUAUCUUGUCAUCUAAAACUCAAGAGAGUGAAGGUUGUGAUCGCAGUGGAGAAGACUCAGCUUUGUCGAGCAAGUUGGGUGAAGCUGAAAAUGAACACAAAGCUGAUGAAAAUGAUAAUAAGCUGGAUAUACCUGAUAUAGAAUUUAAUGUGUUUGAAGAUGAACGGAGACCAGAAAAUUUUGCUGUCAAUCAAGUGUGGUCUACCUGUGAUUCUAGAGAUGGUAUGCCACGGAGGUAUGCUCGGGUAAAGAAAGUGCUGGCUUCCGAUUUCAAGCUGCGUGUUACCUUCCUAAAGCCUGUUCAGGAAAAUAAUGAUGAAAGUAUUCCAGUUGCAUGGGGAAAGUUCAGUAAUGGAGAAAAAAAGGAUGUUGAGGACCGCUCCAUUUUUUCAGGUCAGAUGCUUAACUCGGUUUGCAACGGAGUUGUUUCGAUAUAUCCAAGGAAAGGAGAAAUUUGGGCUACGUUCAGGGAUUGGGAUGAGGAAUCGAACACUCCAGAAACUCAUGAAUUGCCAUAUAAGUUUGACUUCGUGGAAAUUGUGAACCAGUUUAAUGAAGAGCUCGGUAUUGGAGUGGCCUAUUUGGGAAAAGUUAAAGGGUUUGUCUCCCUUUUUCAGCGGGAGGCGAAGAAUAAAGUGUGUCAGAUUCAGUUUACUCCAGAACAGAUGCUUCGAUUUUCUCACAAAGUUCCCGCAGUCAAAAUGACUGGAAUGGAGAAAGAAGGUGUUCCGGCUGGCUCAUAUGAACUGGACCCGACUGCACUGCCAAAAGAUAUAUUUCAGGUUGAAGCGGUUAGUAUGGAGAUGGAUAGUGAGACAAUGAAAGGGAAAGCUGAUAGCCUUUGUACUGAAGCGUCUGAGGUUGGAAUGAAGGCCAAUCCUGUUCCAGAGAUCGUUCCAUCUCCAAGAAAACGUCAAAAAUCUGGCGAUGAUGGCGGAUGCAGUAACUGUGAUAAGGUCUGUUCAACAUCUGUGUCCAUUGGGGAAGACGAAGCCAGCAGAACCAAUAAAAAGAGCACACCGAACGGGUCUACAAAGAGUGGGGAGGCGUCUGAUGCCUUCAAGCUGCGAAAAUCUCCUCGUCUUCAAACAACUCCAAGCCAACAAAGGGAGGAGAAGAAAAGUGCUAAACAAGACGAUAAGAUGAAUACCCCAAAGACAACUGAUGAGGGUCUCGUGACAGAUUCUGUGGGAAUAAACAAAUCGUCCAAAGGCAUACAACAACAGGUAGAAAGUCAGGUAGGAGAAGGCUCUAAGAAAAGAGGACGCGAUGGUGAAUCCAAGCAGAAUGAUUUACCAGCUCAGUUGGAUGGUUCUACUAACAAGCCCCCUGAGUCGACUCCUGCGUCAUCAAGUUGCAAAACGCCGCAAAGAAAUGCCUUCGACUUCAAGAACGACAGAUCCGAAGACAAAUUCAAAGUUGGUCAGAUAUGGGCUAUUUACAGCAAUGACAAGGGAGUGCCCACAGAUUACGUGAAGAUCAAGAAAGUGGAAACCAAGCCUGAACUCGUGUUACACGUGGUCCAUAUGGAGCUGUGUUGUCCACUAUCUACCGAACCCGUAACCCACCCCGUGUCAUGUGGGGAGUUCAAGCCGGAAACUGAAAAACCAAAAAUCCUUCCUCUGGCCAGCUUCUCACAUCGGGUCAAACCUUUUGACAGUAAGAAGAAGGUAGUCAAAGUAUACCCAAGGAAAGGUGACAUCUGGGCUCUCCGUAGGAACUGCGAUAACACCGAAGAGCAUGAUAUUGUAGAAGUGGUGGAAGGUUACUGUGAAGGGAAGAACAUAAAGGUGAUGGCUUUGACUAGUACUAAAGGCUUCAGUUCUGUAUACAUAAGGAAGCAUGGGUCGUCACAUGUGUGUUCGUUAGAGAUUCCAAAGGCGGAAAUGAGUAGGUUUUCUCAUCAGAUUCCGGCUGUCAAACAGGAGAAGAGAGCAACGCGGGUAGCUGAAGGAGGAUACUGGGAGCUUGACCCUGCAGCAAUUCCACCUCGGCCCACCAUAGUCAUAGACUGACAAACAGUUCAGCAAGUAUGCAUUCGGUUUCUUAUUAUGUGUAGGAAGUGUUAUUUCAGUAAGUGAAGGUUAACGUUUGGUGAUUGUCAAGAAGAGUAUCAGAUUAUAGUACUGCCUUUUGUUGGUGAGAUAGCUUAUGAGUAAUGACUUGUUUUGCAGACUCUGUUUCUCUGUUAGUAUUGUCUCAUCUCUCUCUGUGCAGCAGAUAAUCUAUCAGUUUAGCAGAAUUAUAAAAGAGUAUAACUUCA